Molecule: messenger RNA, 239 nt
Organism: Mycena citricolor
Lineage: Eukaryota; Fungi; Basidiomycota; Agaricomycetes; Agaricales; Mycenaceae
Source: the annotation of a GenBank genome assembly
CGUAUACUUUCGAUCAGAGUCUGUGCCGGGAUAGAGCUUCAAGACGGCCUUUUUGAAGUCGGCGUAGGUGGUCGUGACGGACGUGAACUCGUGACCCCGACUCGAGCAAAUUCCAGCUCGAGAUCACUGAAGUAUCGAGGUAGCUGGCGCGGUUUCGACGAAUCAAACUCCGGGGCUCCACGAGCACCUCGGGCGGGCAUCUGGGAGGUCGCCAUAAUGGUUGGGGAUGGGGUAGGGGA